GUCAGUUCCGUGUCAAUCUGUGUUAGUUUUUUUUUCAACUUUUUUGCCGACUGCGAACCGGCUACGUAAGUGACGUUUAAAGUUACAUUUUUUUUACACUUGCAGAAAUAAAUAUUUCUGUAUUUAUUUUCUACAAUCUACAGUCUGUUUGAGUCGUUUCUUAUACAUAUAAAUUUUAUUUUAAAUUAUAAAGGAUGUCGAAAGUGUAUGAAUUUAAUGUUAAAAUGACCUGUGAUGGCUGUUCUGGAGCUGUGGAUAGAGUUUUAGGAAAAUUAAAAGGGAAAGGAGUUGAUGAAGUUAUUAUAAGUCUGGAAGAACAAAAUGUGAAAGUAAAAUCUUCUCUGUCUGCCGAAGAAAUCUUAGAGAUUAUCAAGAAAACUGGAAAAGAAGUGAAUCUUAUUUCUACCACCUAACCUUUAGAAAAUACCUAAAAAUAUGCAGCUAUAUUUUUAUAUAAACUUAUUCAAUAAAUAAUUCCAUACAUAUAAUUUUUGGGAUUUAAAUAAAACAGAUUGUACUCAUUUUCUUUACUCUAGAAUACUUUAUGUAUUGAUUAAAUAUUUUUAUUCUCAUUUAUACAAU
Messenger RNA from Psylliodes chrysocephalus, 582 nucleotides. The record is from the annotation of a GenBank genome assembly. NCBI's taxonomy places the organism in Eukaryota, Metazoa, Arthropoda, Insecta, Coleoptera, Chrysomelidae.